CAUUGGCGCGCGCGCCCAGUUUGGACCGUCCCACAGGGAGCGAGAGGCCCUUGGGUAGCACGAAUGCUUGAAGGCCUUUUAGGCCGCCAACGCGUCCACAGUCUCUUCUUCCGAUCGCGGUUGUCGUCGGCGUUGCUGCCGUUCUCAUCAUUUGUAGGCGGCGUCGAUCAACUCGCCAAGGUGAUAGAUAUAAAGAAGAAGGCUGUGCACAAGACCACAACCACAGAUGAUAAGAGGUUGCAAAGCACUCUGAAGAGGCUUGCACUCAACACUAUUCCGGGGAUCGAAGAAGUGAACAUCUUCAAGGAUGAAAAUGUGAUCCAUUUCGUCAACCCCAAAGUGCAAGCUUCCAUAGGAGCCAACACUUACGUCGUCAGUGGAGCUGCACAGACAAAGAAGCUUCAAGACCUGUUGCCAGGGAUCAUCAACCAGCUUGGACUUGGUAGCCUAGCAAAUCUGAGAAAGGUUGCGGAGCAGUAUAAGAGCAAAGAAACUGCGGGUGUGAAGGAGGAGGACGAUGACGACGUCCCAGACUUGGUGGAGGGAGAGACAUUCGAAGAGGCCGCCAAGGAGCCAGCACCUUGAGCAAUUUGGUCCUCUCGUCUGUGGUUCCCGGUAGUGGAAAAGACCAUGAACUUUUUUUUUCAUGUCUCUCCUGUCAUAAGGUUUUGUUUCUGUUCUGUCACCUCUUUCUCGUGUCCUAACGACAGCAGAUGGCAACUUCUGUUGUCUUACCUACCUACCUUUCACCACCCUCCCCUUCUGCGCAUGCACACGGAGAGAGAGAGAGAGAGAGAAGAGAGAGUCUGUGCGAGCAUUUGAUGUGUUCCGAAGCGAAGUCUUUAUGAUGUGAGGUUUUGUCGUCUUUGGAGACAUAAUGCGAAGCACAUGUGCAAAUCUCAGUGCCCAUCAGAGAGAGGGUUUUUUGUUUUUUUGUUGAGCUCCUGUUGUGUGAUUGUAUGGUCAAAUGGUGAAGUUGCGGGAUCUGGAGUCUUGGCCUGAAGGCAGUUGUAUUUCCUGGGACGUCAGUUUUUAUUCCUCAGACUCUCUCAGAGCAGGCACGGGCAGCAACAGGGAGGAUAUGGUAGAAAGUGGCUGCUGAGUCUGUCGCCUUUUGAGGUUGUCUGUACCUGUUCUGCAUGCCACUACUGUCUUGAGGCGAAUAGAACGCCCUGUCAUUAUUGUUGUAUAUGGUCUGCAAGUUGCACCAAAUACGGCUAUACUGACGGGCCGUUCUAUUUGGGUGAAGACGGUAGCAUAACCCUCUGCGAUGUGCAUGUGCUCUCCAUCCCAAAGCAAUUGACGGCUUGGUUGAUCUCUGCGCAAAAACUGGAUGAUUGUAGCGAGGUCCAGUGGAAGGUGGAAGGUGGGUGGUGGUUAUAUACGGUGGGUGGGUUAUAGUGAUGCCGUGAAAGGUGAAUGAAACAAUCACACUGCUGAAUGAACAGUCUGAUAUAUCCCACAGAAAGAAUUCGGUAUGCCGGUUUCGUGCGGGGGAAUUACUGGCGGGGGCAAUUUUUAUUAUGUGGUUGUUUCUUCUAUCAAAAAUUCAAAAU
This is a messenger RNA of Chara braunii, 1556 nucleotides long. The record is from the annotation of a GenBank genome assembly. Lineage: Eukaryota; Viridiplantae; Streptophyta; Charophyceae; Charales; Characeae.